Molecule: messenger RNA, 3338 nt
Organism: Zophobas morio
Lineage: Eukaryota; Metazoa; Arthropoda; Insecta; Coleoptera; Tenebrionidae
Product: regulator of nonsense transcripts 2-like
Exons: 37
Coding region: 44-3280 (1078 amino acids)
Biological process (GO): nuclear-transcribed mRNA catabolic process, nonsense-mediated decay
Cellular component (GO): exon-exon junction complex; cytoplasm
Molecular function (GO): RNA binding; protein binding
Source: RefSeq, a predicted model, not a curated record
AGCGAAAAGUUUUUGCUAGGGGCACACCUGCUUGGAUUAAAAAAUGGAAGAAAGUUCCCAGUUCAGCAGAGAUGAAAGUGAACCACAAGUAAGCACUAGGGCUUUUACUAUAGAAUCUUUUUACAAGGAGUACGCGAGAAUUAAAGAAGCCCGUGUUACCAACAUAACUGUUAAACGACCUAAUGAAGAUUAUAUGAAAAAACUUGACUCUACGAUUAAAAAAAACUCGGCUUUUGUUAAAAGGCUACGCAACCUUAGCGAGGAUCAAAGUAAAGCGUUGGAACAUGAUUUUCUAAAUUUAAAUCUGACCAAGUACAUCAGCGAGGCAGUUAACGCCAUUUGCGAAGCCAAGUUGAAGACUUCUGACGUCAUUACUGCUGUUAAUCUCUGUUCUCUGUUUCAUCGACGUUAUUCGGAUUUUAAGCUUCUAUUUACUACUUCUAUUACCAGAAUUUUUUCGGACGUUCUUUCCUUUGAUAAGAAAGAAAAGGGGACUUUAAAAAAUGACGAUCUUUCUAAAAACUUGAGGAAGUACCGAACAGCUUUACGUCUUCUCGGCGCACUCGUUGUUGAGGGAAUUGUUGACGACUACCAACUUUUGAUUAAUAUACUUUCUGACGUGUGUGGAGUUGAUGAAGGACAGUACCUUUUUUUAACGGCUGUCAUAUCUUUUUUAAAAGGAUCCGGGGAGCUUCUUCUCAACGCCCCUUCCCGAUCGACAAGGCUUCUAUUGGAAAAACAUUGUUGCUCUCUUCCAGCGCUUAAUAUUUUGCCCGAGGAGUGUAGAAGCCGUCUGAAAAGUGUAUUGGGCCGGUACUUUUGCUCGGCCUCGGGCCAUUUACUUCAUUUGCAUGAAGAGCUGCACGAUAUGGAACAACAAAACCAUUCCGUGCUCCAGCUUAGAGGAUUUCUGAGCGCAGACUCAAAAGAGGCUUAUGAGAAGCUUCUUGUUAGUUACGAGAAGAUGAUCACGAACGUUACCGCGCUGGCUGAUCUACUAGAUCUGGAGGUGCCCCAGUUGCCCGUUUAUACUGCAGAAGCUACGCGCCUAACAGAAGGACCCGGCCAGGGCAUCGAGCUAUCUGAUCCCUGCGAAAAUUCGGAAGUGAGUGUCUGGGACGACUGGGAGCAGAGAUCCUUUUAUGAAGACCUAUUAGAUCUUAAGAAAGCCGUGCCUGGUGGUUUAUUGGAAAAGCAGGCAUCCAAAAAUUUAGAGGGCGAAAAACAAAAAAGAGAUGCUGAGGAACCCAAAGAAGCUCCGCGCACGACACUGUUGACCCAGCUCGACCAACUCCUUCUUCGCAUGCCUCUUUGCGUUAGUAAAGAUGAUGCGGAUAAGAUAGCUGUUGACUUUUGCUUCUUGAACGCGAAAUCUACCAGGAAGAGGCUAGUCAAGGCUCUCUUUAACAUCCCCAGAACUAGAUUGGAUCUCAUCCCGUACUACGCGAGGCUCGCUGCGGUUGUUAGCCCCCAUUUGCCCGAUGUAGGCUCUAAGCUCGCCCAGCUUCUUGACGAAGAGUUUCAACAACAUAUGCAGAAAAAAGAGCAAGGGAACCUAGAGGCGCGCAUACGCAACGUCCGCUUCAUCGCCGAGCUUACAAAGUUUUCUAUUGUCCCUCAUCGGGUCGCUUUGGACUACUUUCAAGCGCUGCUCAAUGAUUUUACCCACCACACAGUUGACGUUACCUGCCACUUUCUAGAGAAUUGCGGCAGAUACCUUUACCGCUCCAGCCAAAGCAGUAUUCGUUGCAAAAAUCUUUUGGGCGUUAUGAUGCGAAAGCGUCGGGUUUUGCAUCUGGACAACCGGCAGACCACAGCAGUGGAGAAUGCUUACUACUUCUGUAAUCCUCCUGACAGGCUUGCCUAUAAAAAAAGUAACCGCACCCCCACCCAGUUAUACAUACAGAAGCUCCUUUAUAAGGACUUAAACAAAAUGUCUGUGGAGCGCGUACUGAAGCAGUUGCGAAAGCUUAACUAUGAAGACCUUACCACCUUGCAUUACGUAAUCUCCUCCUUGUCGAAGCCGUGGAAGGUCAAAUACUACAACGUGUACUGUCUCGCUUCAUUGGUUGCUGGCCUUUCAAGAUGGUAUGAUGAAGUUGGGGUCUGCGUCGUCGACGAUCUCCUCGAGGAAGUACGGAUCGGGUUGGAGACCAACAUUGUCUCCAAUAAUCAAAGGCGCUUGACGGUUGUUAAGUUUUUAGGCGAAUUGUACAACUUCAGGGUCUUGGAUUCCUCCACCUUGUUUGACACGAUGUACACUAUCCUCUUUUUUUCUCAUAACGUCGUGAAUUCGGACACCCCGUUUGCAUCGCCUCUCGAUGGCCCGACAGAUUAUUUUAGAAUCCGCCUCAUUUGUGCAUUCAUCGACACCUGCGCUCCUUACUUUGAUAGCUCAUCCACUAAAAAGAAAUUUAAGUACUACUUGCAUUACUUUCAAUGGUAUAUACUUUCAAAGAGUCAGCCGCUUCCUCUGGAUAUCGACUUCCUUCUGCAAGAUACAUUUGAAACUCUUCGGCCGCCUUUCCGGUUGUGCGAAACAUAUAAUCAGGCCAAGGCAGAGAUUGAACGGCUACAAGAGACAUUUACUAAACUUACUUUAAAUUGCUUAAGCAACAAUGAAGUUUUAGACGAAACGGACGAAAAUAUGAGCGACACUCUCUUGGAACCGGAGGCUAACAGCGAUGAACUUACAGCGAGUCAACGCCCGUCCUCAUGUGCCGAUCCGGAAGGUUCCGAUGAUCACGAAGAGAGCAUUAUUCUGCGAGGAAAGGUUAAGCAAGUACUAGUGGAAGAAGAUGAAGCCUUCCUAUCUGAACUCGGAUCAUUAAUUAAUGAAUCGCAUAUUUCGGGGCGGAACACACCUGGUUCCUCGGUCUCGGAUCUCGCGCUACCUUCCAUCCACCGUAAGGAAAACGGUGUUCCUAGCUCUCUCAGCUAUCAUUCUCAGUCGAAAACUUAUGACGCAUCUCGUCUAAUAGCAAGCAAAUUUUCCGAGACUUCAUGGAGGGUCAUGACGAGAGGGAAAGGGUGCAAACACCACUUUAAGAAAAUCGAGCUUCCAAAGGAAUCUAGCUGGGUAGUAAAUUUUAGAAACAGACAUCAAGAAGAAGAGGCCGAGAGGGACGAGAUGAAGCGCUUUAUAUUGGAGUAUCAAGAAAGAACGGUUGAGGAGGAGAGUAGUGAUGGUUUUAUAAAAGCCUCUUUUACUCCGCAAAGUAAGCUAAACAGAAGCCAGAAAGGAAGAAAACAUUUUACAUUACGUAGAUACCAGAAUUAACAUUCUUGCGCAGCGCUCCCCAAGACUUACUUGAGUAUCUUUUACCACUGUACAGUAC